This is a messenger RNA of Diaporthe citri, 786 nucleotides long. RefSeq lists its product as uncharacterized. The coding region runs from base 1 to 786 and encodes 261 amino acids. The transcript is spliced from 3 exons. The record is from RefSeq and is a predicted model, not a curated record. NCBI's taxonomy places the organism in Eukaryota, Fungi, Ascomycota, Sordariomycetes, Diaporthales, Diaporthaceae. Gene Ontology annotation, biological process: proteolysis. Gene Ontology annotation, molecular function: glutamic-type endopeptidase activity.
AUGAAGCCGGUUGUCAUUCUCAGCGCUCUUUUUGCCGCGGCACUUGCUGCUCCCAGCCCCGACGCCGUGGCACGCUCCCUUGCUCGGCGCAAGGCAGCGAGGGCCCGGCGGGCCCAGCACAGCACCCCUCGCAUUCUCGCCGCCGCUGCCUCGGACAAGUACACCAAGAACUGGGCCGGCGCUGUUCUCACCGGGGAGAGCGUCACGGCGGCGUCUGGCAGCUUCCCCGUCCUCAAGGCGGCCGUGCCCACCAAGAAGGAGGCCGGCGAGAAGGAGUACACAGCCUCGGCGUGGGUGGGCCUCGACGGCUACAACUGCAACGGGCUCUGGCAAGCUGGUGUCGACUCCAUUGUCGAGUCGUCGGGCGAGGCCUCGUUCUAUGCGUGGUACGAGUGGUAUCCCGCCGACACGCAGGUUGUCGACCUGGGAGAAAUUGCUGCUGGCGAUGUCAUCAACGUCGAGCUCACGGCAGCCAGCACCACCGAGGCGUCUGUGGUUCUGGAGAACAAGACAAAUGGCAAGAAGUUCACCAAGACCGUCACCUCGUCCGAUGCGCUCUGCGGCACCGCUGCCGAGUGGAUUCUCGAGGACGUGACGUUCCAGGACUCCAACACCGGCCUGGCCAACUUCGGGUCCGUCACCUUCUCCGACAUCAAAGCGACGGUGGGCGGAGCGAGCACAUCGUCCAUCAGCGAUGCUGUCAUCAUGGACAUCCGGGACACCGGCAACAACAUCCUCACGUCCUCCAAGGUCUCUGGAUCCACCGUGGUUGUGACUUACGACUAA